GCCCCGCCCAAGAGGGACCUAUCUAAUGUCAGGCGGUAGCCGAAGCCACUUCCUUCCUCUUGGGGCAAGAUGGCGGGGGGUGAGGUUGGAGUGACUCUUGGGCAGCCGCACCUUUCCCGACAGGAUCUUGCUACUUUGGACGUUACGAAGUUAACGCCACUUUCACAUGAAGUUAUCAGCAGACAAGCUACGAUUAACAUAGGUACAAUUGGUCACGUAGCGCAUGGGAAAUCUACUGUUGUAAAAGCCAUUUCCGGUGUUCACACGGUCAGAUUCAAAAAUGAACUUGAAAGGAACAUUACAAUCAAGCUUGGAUAUGCUAAUGCUAAGAUUUAUAAACUUGAUGACCCAAGUUGUCCUCGGCCAGAAUGUUAUAGGUCUUGUGGAAGUGGAACACCUGAUGAGUUUCCUACAGAUAUUCCAGGAACUAAAGGAAACUUCAAAUUAGUCAGGCAUGUGUCCUUUGUUGACUGUCCUGGCCAUGAUAUUUUGAUGGCUACAAUGCUGAACGGUGCAGCAGUGAUGGAUGCAGCUCUUCUAUUAAUAGCUGGUAAUGAGUCUUGCCCUCAGCCUCAGACUUCAGAACACCUAGCUGCAAUAGAAAUCAUGAAACUCAAGCAUAUUUUGAUCCUACAGAAUAAAAUUGAUUUGGUAAAAGAAAGUCAGGCUAAAGAACAAUAUGAACAAAUUCUUGCAUUUGUACAAGGAACAGUGGCAGAAGGAGCUCCAAUUAUUCCAAUUUCUGCUCAACUUAAAUACAAUAUUGAAGUCGUCUGUGAGUACAUAGUAAAGAAAAUUCCAGUACCCCCACGAGACUUUACUUCAGAACCUCGACUCAUUGUUAUUAGGUCAUUUGAUGUCAACAAACCUGGCUGUGAAGUUGAUGACCUUAAGGGUGGUGUGGCUGGUGGUAGUAUUCUAAAAGGAGUAUUAAAGGUGGGCCAGGAGAUAGAAGUGCGACCCGGUAUUGUUUCCAAAGAUAGUGAAGGGAAACUUAUGUGUAAACCAAUCUUUUCCAAAAUUGUAUCACUUUUUGCGGAGCAUAAUGAUCUUCAGUAUGCUGCUCCAGGAGGUCUUAUUGGAGUUGGAACAAAAAUUGACCCUACUCUGUGCCGGGCUGACAGAAUGGUGGGACAAGUGCUUGGUGCUGUUGGAGCUUUACCUGAGAUAUUCACUGAGUUAGAAAUUUCCUAUUUCCUACUGAGACGCCUUCUAGGUGUACGCACUGAAGGAGACAAGAAAGCAGCAAAGGUCCAAAAGCUGUCUAAGAAUGAAGUGCUUAUGGUCAACAUCGGAUCCUUGUCAACAGGAGGGAGAGUUAGUGCUGUGAAGGCUGAUUUGGGCAAAAUUGUUUUGACUAAUCCUGUGUGCACAGAAGUAGGAGAAAAAAUUGCCCUUAGCCGAAGAGUUGAGAAACAUUGGCGCUUAAUUGGUUGGGGUCAGAUAAGAAGAGGAGUGACAAUCAAGCCAACCGUAGAUGAUGACUGAAAAAUCUCAGCUAAACAAUACAUUUGGAAGAGUUAGAACUUCUUUUAACAACUUAGAGGUAUAUUUUCAAAGCAAUAUUAGAGGAAUAAUUUCACAGCUCCUUCAUUUGAUAGGUAGCUGUAAGUUUAUUCUCAUUUUUGCAUGAUGAAAAGCUAACCUCCAGAACAAUAUAGGGUCUAUGAUAAGUGUAAAAAUUGGUAUACAAUUAGAUUGAACCUACAUUCUCACAGAGGUUAAAGCAUUCCAAAAUGUCUAAUUUAUACAGUCAGGAUGUUUAAAAUAACCUAUCAUAGAAUUUAUCUGAAAUGAAUUUUUUCUUUUUUAUGAAUUCUCUUUCAGUAGCUCAACAAUAAAGGACUUUUCUAGUAAAAACUGAUAGAUACAAAUUUUCCUUGAAGACUAGCUCCUUUUUGUUUGACUCUCAUAUUUUGUAUUAUUAUGUCUUUAAAAUUUUGAGCAAAAACAAUACAAACAGGCUCACAGGAGGUUGACUCCUAGAAUAUGAGUGCUCAUUCCCAUGGGCCUGAAGUUAGUCUUCCCCACUAGUAUGCCAGAUGAUUUUAAUGAACUCGUCAGGCUCUUUCCAGGAUUUACUCUCUGGUGGAUUUUGUUUUAGUGGAACUGGGGAUGGAGCCCUGGGCCUCUUGGCUGCUAUAAGCACUCUACUGUCUUCACCCCAGCCUUGGGUAUUGUUAGUUGAUAUGGUAAUGACAUCUGUAGACUGUAAUACAUGUUAAUCUUUGGCUUUGGACCUUGCAAAAGGUGAAAGAUGUUCAAAAAAUUGAGUGAGCCCUUUUGAUUUUUAUAUAUCAUUCUCCAUGCCCCUGAACUUUUCUUACACUGUGCUUUUAAGUUUUUACUUAUGUUUUCUGCUUUGCUACUCUGGUAGAACAAUGAUUCUCAAUUCCAGAUGACAUGAGAAUUGUUAGGGUAAGCUUUUACAAAACAGGGGGAAAAGUUGCUUUGAUGUAGUGUUCAGAUAUUGAUUCUAUUAAAAACAAGUUUUUAAAAGAAACAAGUUUAGAAAGUUAAGUAGGUAUAUUGAGUAAUGAAUUCUACUGAGGUUUAGUAAUUUGGUAAUCUUUAAUUUGCUUUAAAUUUUCAUUGAGAGGGGAAUUUAUACUACAGUUAAUAGUGUUCUCUUUCAGAUAUUGAUGCUGCCUUACAGGAGUUUAGAAGCUGUGGCUAUAGGUCAUUAUUUAAAUUUAAAUGUUUUGAGGUUGAAUACUGACAUGUACUUGAUAAACUUUGAAGGGUUGUAUUGUAGCAUGAAGACAUUUACAUAAAAUAAAUUCUUAACCAAACAUUAAUUUUUUAAAAACUAAUCUCACCAGAAUUGAAAAUAAAUGUCUUACAAUUCAUUUUAAGCAGCCAUGUGAAUUUCAGCAGUUUUGUAAAGCACUGUGCUUAAUGUAAUGGUUAUCCACAGGAGUGAAUGAAAACAAUGUACCUUAUGGUUGUGGUUGUCAACAGAAGAUGUUAUUUUAUUGAGAAAGUGCUCAUUAAUUGAUGUUACUGAUGAAAUUAAAUUGCAAAUAUAAAUUUUCUUGUCUCUACCCAGCAGCACAAUA
This is a messenger RNA of Jaculus jaculus (lesser Egyptian jerboa), 3059 nucleotides long. It is a transcript of the gene Eif2s3, whose product is annotated as eukaryotic translation initiation factor 2 subunit gamma. The record is from RefSeq and is a predicted model, not a curated record. Gene Ontology annotation, molecular function: translation initiation factor activity; GTP binding; tRNA binding. The coding region runs from base 70 to 1488 and encodes 472 amino acids. Gene Ontology annotation, biological process: formation of translation preinitiation complex; positive regulation of translational fidelity. Lineage: Eukaryota; Metazoa; Chordata; Mammalia; Rodentia; Dipodidae. The transcript is spliced from 12 exons. Gene Ontology annotation, cellular component: cytosol; eukaryotic translation initiation factor 2 complex.